Messenger RNA from Seminavis robusta, 1185 nucleotides. Lineage: Eukaryota; Bacillariophyta; Bacillariophyceae; Naviculales; Naviculaceae. The record is from the annotation of a GenBank genome assembly.
AUGAUCAAGCCAACAUUUUUCCUUGUUGGAGCUUUCCUGGGUCAGCUCUUUCUCGUUCUCCUUUCCCAGACCAGUGGAUACAUCGUUGACAGCAACGUAAAGGCCAGGGCAUUCCAUCAGAGUCCAACCAAGCAAGCAACUGCACCAAUGGCAUUGAAGUCGGCAUCACCACAAACAUCCAAGUCUGUUGCCCUGAAUCCAUCACAGUACAAUGCAGCACGAAUCAGACGAGGUCAACAGUUCUUUCAGGACAAUAUGGUGGUGAUUGCCAAUUCAUGGGCCCUCAUCAUAGUUGUAGGCUUUGCCGACACCGAAAUGGCUAGUGCCCUUCUUUCUACUAAGGCAACAAACACUGCAGAGAAGGCCCAACAGCGAUACAUGCGGACUUUCCGAGACAUGUUGUACUGGCACACUCAAGACCUAUUUGACCCCAGCUCUCCAGCUGUAAGACAGCUUCGGGCUGUCAAAUCAAUGCACCAUCGUGCUGCUGCUUCCAUUGCUGCCAAAGCUGACACCAAAUCAUCCAAGUGUCCCUUUUCAGCAGCAGCACGUAACCUUGUCAAAUUGACUUGUCCUCACACUGGUGCAAAAGGAUCAAACAAAGCAGAGUUCAUUCAGUCGGUCAUGGCGAGAACUCAAGCUUCGUUCGUCGCCAUGGUUGUCACAAAUCCAAAGAGGCUUGGAAUUCAUGACCAGCGUGGACUGGAAGACUUUGUUUUUCUGUGGUGGGCUCUUGGGAAGGAGCUGGGAAUAGAGGAUAAGUACAAUGUGUGCUCCAGCCUUGCCACUGCCAAGAAGUUUGUUGCUGACGAGUACACAACGAACAUAGCACCAGCAUUGACAGCAUUGGCUCGACAUCCUACUCAAAAUUUUGAAACCUUGGCAAAUGCAUAUUGGGAUGGCAUCGACUUGACCCCAGCAAACAAUUUCAAGGCUUUCACAGGGCAUAGUCCUCGACAAGCUCUUUGGACAGUUGCACACUUUUUCCCCGGAGGAGUUGAAAAGGAGUUUCGACUGGCACCCUUGGAACAUGCAAAGACGAUCAUAGAGAUGGAUUCAGUUCGUAGAUUUGGGCGCAUGCCAGCUUCUGCUAGACGAUUGCUCAACAGGUCUGCCAUUGCACCCUUUUUGAAACAUGUAACGCAUAGAAGGGGAGCAAUAAACACCAAACAAAAAGUUGUUUGA